Messenger RNA from Ochlerotatus camptorhynchus, 2788 nucleotides. RefSeq names its product mismatch repair endonuclease PMS2 (gene Pms2). Gene Ontology annotation, molecular function: ATP-dependent DNA damage sensor activity; mismatched DNA binding; ATP binding. The transcript is spliced from 3 exons. The record is from RefSeq and is a predicted model, not a curated record. Lineage: Eukaryota; Metazoa; Arthropoda; Insecta; Diptera; Culicidae. Gene Ontology annotation, cellular component: MutLalpha complex. Bases 104 to 2773 code for a protein of 889 amino acids. Gene Ontology annotation, biological process: mismatch repair.
GAAAAAGUAUAAACAAGAGCAUAUAACGCAUAAAACCUUUUCAAAUUCAUGUUUAUUUUGUAUCUUUAUAAAGAUUUAUAAAUGCUUUAAAAUUGGAGUAACAAUGAUUGAAAUUGAAGACGUAAUCGAUCCCACUCCGACUAACGAAGAUUCCAAGAAAAUCAGUGCCAUCGAUAGGGAUACUGUACACAAGAUAUGCUCCGGUCAGGUAGUGCUCAACCUGGCGACGGCCGUGAAGGAACUGGUGGAGAAUUCCAUCGAUGCCGGAGCGACGGUCGUCGAGAUAAAGUUGAAAGAGCAAGGAGCCGAACUGGUGGAAGUAGCCGACAAUGGCAGUGGGGUCGAAGAGAAGAACUUUGAAGGACUAACAGCCAAGUACCACACAUCGAAACUAAAGGAGUUUUCGGAUUUGGCCAGCAUCGCGACGUUCGGCUUUCGUGGGGAGGCAUUGAGCUCCCUGUGCGCAUUAUCCGAUAUGGCAAUCACCACAAAACAUGAAACGGCACCCCACGGAAUCAGGCUUGAAUUGGAUCAUCGCGGAACUAUCGUUAAGAGGACUCCCUGUGCUAGGGCGGUGGGAACCACGGUUACUCUAUCCAAUCUAUUUUCGACACUUCCGGUAAGGAAGAAGGAAUUCCAGAAAAAUAUCAAACGGGAGUUUAUCAAGAUGUGCCAGAUUUUGCAAGCAUACUGUUUGGUUUCGGUUGGAGUCAGAAUUAUCUGCACGAAUCAGAAUAAGCAGGGUGUUAAAAGUGUGAUUAUGAGAACGCAAGGCACGGACUCGGUACUGGACAAUAUAACGACUGUAUUUGGGGCUAAGCAAUCGUUGGAACUUCUUCAACUGAAACCGGCCAUAAGCAACAGUGGCAAGAUUAUGGAUCUCAACGAAAGUGAUUUCGACGACAGUUUAUCUCUCACGCAGGAAGAAGUGGAUAGUUUGAAUUUAUCCAGAUUCACAAUUGAUGGGUACGUUUCCAGUUGUGCUCACGGUUCGGGACGAUCAUCAAAAGAUCGGCAAUUUUUCUUUGUCAAUUCAAGACCAUGUGAACCUAAGUCGAUCAUGAAGCUGGUGAAUGAAACCUAUCAUAAGUACAAUGCAAACCAAAAUCCCUUCGUGUAUCUCAAUUUGAAAAUGGAUCGGUCGGAUGUAGAUAUCAACCUUGCACCAGACAAACGGCAAAUUCUGGUGAAUAAUGAAAAAAUUCUGCUGUUGGCUCUCAAAAAGUCGUUGCUGAAAACGUACGAAGACAUUCCGUCAACCUUCAAGAUGCAAAAUUUGGACGUUAGCGCGACUACGCGGUUGUUGAACAUUUCCGUAAAAUCGACAGACGGUGGCGAAGAUUCGCUUGAUGAAAGCAUGGAAACUGCCAAUCCCAGAAGACUGUUGGCAGCGUUUGGUCACAGAAGCGCGGCUGCGAAAUCUAAUGGUGAAAGUUCCUUGGAAAAGAUGGUCGCUGGGAAGCGGAAACGGGACGAAAACGGAUAUACGCUGAAGAUGCAUGAUUUCGUAAGUGUGAAUCCCAAGGCUCUAUCGAAUGGAAACGGUAGAGUGGUGUUGAGUGAUGAAGAAAGUACGGAGAAAUUGCCAAAAGUGGCACGGAAUUCAACAUUGAUUGAGAACGUGUUAGAGGAAAAUCCUACAUGUCCGAUUGACGACGAGAAGGAAGCUAAGUUAAUGAUUCUGAACUCGUCGGGCAUCGUUGGAAGUUCUACUCCCAAAGCCUCACAUUCCCCUGAAGAAAAUGUUCAUCUCAUCAGAUGUCGUACUGAAAUCCCGGUCGAUGACAGACCUAAAUUGAAAUUCGAGGAGAUUUCGUGCAACGAGAUAGCUCCUAAUGCUACAGCUCCGAUACGUGAUGCACAAUUCAUGAUGGAGAUAUCAACCCCGAAGCGCGAAAUAGGAAUAAAAAGUCCUACGAAGGAUUUUAAAGUGGAAGUGAUAGAACUGGACCAACCCUCUUUCAGAGAUUCCUUUCAAGAAACCACUAAGAAGAGCUUGGACAUCGAUAUGUCUUCAUUGAAGAAUUUGAUUGACCAGGAGCACCAGAUGGCACAGCAAGAGGCAUCAGAUCGCAGUGCAUCGCUUAGUAGACUCAAGUUCAAAAGUAAAAUCAAUCCUUCCAGCAAUCGUUCCGCCGAAGACGAACUCGAAACAGAAAUAUCCAAGGACAAAUUUGCUCAGAUGGAAAUCAUUGGACAGUUCAAUCUUGGUUUCAUCAUUGCACGGCUUGAGCAGGAUCUGUUUAUCGUAGACCAGCAUGCCACCGACGAAAAGUACAACUUCGAAGACUUGCAACGGACAACAGUGCUGCAGAAUCAGAAACUAGUCGUUCCACAGCAGCUAGAACUGACGGCCGUCAACGAGAUGAUUUUGAUGGACAAUCUGGAGAUAUUCGAGAUGAAUGGGUUCAAGUUCGAGAUUGACGGAUCGGCGGAACCGACCAAGAAGAUCAAACUGGUCGCCAAACCUUUCAGCAAAAAUUGGGAAUUUGGUAAGGAAGAUAUCGAUGAGUUGAUAUUCAUGCUGCAGGAUGCACCGAACACGGUUUGCCGGCCAUCCCGGGUCCGAGCCAUGUUUGCUUCCAGAGCCUGUCGCAAGUCGGUUAUGAUCGGGAAGGCGCUAUCCAUGGCGGAGAUGAAGAAGCUGCUGAGUCACAUGGGAGAAAUUGAACAACCAUGGAACUGUCCCCACGGUCGACCAACGAUGCGGCAUCUCGUGAAUCUGUCAAUGAUAAAGCAUGGUGAACUGACUGAUCAAAACGUCGAACAGUGAUCUCGGGGGUGUGUU